AUGCAUAUACAUAUAUUACGGCUUGUUUCGAAGGUUGGCGAGCAAGACAUCUUGCUGAACUUCGACUUGCUGAAGUCGUAUGUGGUGCACGUCGUGAGUUCUAAGGGCAUCCCCACUCUCAGUGACCACAAGGUAGCCUUCACGCACAUAUCUUCGACCUACAGCUUGCACCCCAACGUGCGGACGAAACGGGGUGGCAAGGCGGAGGUGAAGGAAUGGGCCCAUCUGGAGGCACUGAAGCUGAGAUCGCUCGUUGGUGCCUUGCAACGCCUCGCACGUCGCACGCUCGAUGCGAAGAUGCAUACGAAGAUGAUGAUCCUCAAGAGGCUGUUCGCCGUGCAAAUGCUGUGGAUCCGUGACGAGCCGGAACGUGCUACUGUCGACGAGUCCGAGGACAGAGGCCAUGCCCUGGUACCCGCCGAUGAAGCGGAUGCCGAGGAUGAUUCCGAGCGUGAUGCUGACGAACCCGAUGCGAUCGUUGAUUCGGGGCAUGAUUCCGAACCCGAUGCGAGCAACGAUUCGGGGCAUGAUUCCAAACCCGAUGCGGGCAACGAUUCGGGGCAUGAUUCCAAACCCGAU
Messenger RNA from Symbiodinium necroappetens, 579 nucleotides. Lineage: Eukaryota; Dinophyceae; Suessiales; Symbiodiniaceae. The record is from the annotation of a GenBank genome assembly.